This is a messenger RNA of Tripterygium wilfordii, 1633 nucleotides long. RefSeq names its product BTB/POZ domain-containing protein At3g22104-like. Gene Ontology annotation, molecular function: protein binding. The transcript has 3 exons. The record is from RefSeq and is a predicted model, not a curated record. NCBI's taxonomy places the organism in Eukaryota, Viridiplantae, Streptophyta, Magnoliopsida, Celastrales, Celastraceae. Bases 321 to 1577 code for a protein of 418 amino acids.
GUGAAGUAGUUCGCAGGCUCGGGCAUAAAAUUAGCUCUUUUUUUAAAAAAAUUUUUAUACAUGUUCAUCGCAGUUGCCUUCGAUUUUUCCACUUUCUGGGCCCUAAUAAGCAUUCUUGUCAAUUUCUUGAUUGUUGGUGGGAUCCAAAAUCCACUAAGAGGGCUAGAUGGUUGAGUCAGUCCACUGAUCCAUUGGCGGCAUAAGUACCGGAAAAAAGCAAAGGCUGUUAGGUGAAGAACAACCAGUUAAAACAAAAUAAUAUGAUCCAUUGAUUAGUUGGGGGCAGAAGAGGUAGACCAGUAGUUCUGUUCAUUCCAACAAUGGAAGCACGCUGUGACCUAGAGGUAGAAGUCAAUGGCGAAGCAACUUUCAUGGUUAACAAGAAAAUUCUAGCUUCUUUCUCAGGUAGAUUCAGCAAGUUAUUUACCAAAUUGACAGGCAGCACAAGAAAGCUGAAAGUAAUAUUCCAUGACUUUCCCGGCGGUCCAUAUGGUUUUGAGCUCAUGUCAAGAUAUUGCUACAACAAUGGCAGCAUUACAAUAACUCCAUCUAAUGUUUUUCUAAUACAUUCUGCUGCACACUUCAUGGAGAUCGGCAAGGAUUGCUCUGCAACUUUUGACUUAGUGGAACAAACCGAAAAUUUUCUCGACGGAAUUAGCAACUGGAGUUGGUCUGAGCUUGUGGUUGCUUUGAAACAUUCCCAGGAUUUACUUCCAGCUCAAGAUGUUUCGAUUUUAUUCGAGAAAAUCUUGGAUUGCCUUGUCGGAAGGCUUGGUUUACCCAUCAUCACAAGUCCAUAUACAACUUUCUCUGAAAAUUCUAGCUUUCAUUGCUCCUGUGAUACAAGGAGCACUGACAGUAGAAGAAACUAUUACAGUGCUUCUCCAACAACAUGGUGGUUUGAAGAUCUUUUGUUUCUAAAAGUUGAUUUGAUUGAGAAGGUAAUACAUACGAUGACAUCGCAGAGAUUAGACCAGGCUAUGAUCUACAAGUUCCUUAUUUUUUAUCUGAAGGCAGGACUUUAUAACGCUGCGACAGCUGACAAGUGUAAAAUCUCAGAGAUUGUAAUCAGUCUGCUCUCUUUGCUCGACCGGAGCUCUCUUUCUUGCAAGGGCUUAUUUGAGGUACAUAGAUUAGUUUCGAGCUUGAGAAUAAGCGAGCAGCACAGAGUCAUGCUGGAGAGUCUGAUAGGUUCGCGACUGGAUCAAGCCACUGUGAAUCACCUACUCAUCACAUCUCCAUGUGAGAAGGAACAAAUGUUUGAUGUAAAUUUGGUUUUGAGGCUUGUAGAGGCGUUUAUCUUUGACGGAAAUAGUUGGAUAUCUUUUGGUCAAUUGAAGAAGGUUGCAAGCUUGAUGGACUCGUACCUCUUUGAAGUCGCCCCGGAUUUGUUUCUGAAACCCUCCAAAUUCGCUGCAUUAGUCUCAGCGAUCCCAGAUUCUGCAAGACGUUCUAAUGACAGAAUUUACCAAGCAGUGGACAUUUAUCUUGAGGUCCAUGCCAGGUUAUCUGAAGCAGAAAGGAUGAGCAUCUGUAGUGCAACUAAUCAAAACGGCUUCCAUUCUAGGCAAAAUUAAUAGCACUUUUAUGAUUAUGUCAUUCUUUUAUUGAAACCAAAAUACCAAAUCUAGCU